UACGUCAGCAGCUAUUUGUGCGCGCUCCCGCGGCCUCGGCUCCGGCGCUGUUUUCGCUCCGUGUGGCGCAGGAUCUGCGAGGAGGCAGCGGUAGUCAGGGUGUGACAUGGCCACCUUUCAGGAGUUCAUCCAGCAGAACGAGGACCGCGAUGGCGUGCGCUUCAGCUGGAAUGUGUGGCCCUCGAGCCGCCUGGAAGCCACGCGCAUGGUCGUGCCUGUGGCCGUCCUCUUCACCCCGCUGAAGGAGCGCCCGGACCUGCCCCCCAUCCAGUAUGAACCAGUGCUGUGCAGCAGGGCCACGUGCCGGGCUGUGCUCAACCCCCUCUGUCAAGUGGACUACAGAGCAAAACUGUGGGCAUGCAAUUUCUGUUACCAGCGUAAUCAGUUUCCUCCAACGUAUGCUGGAAUUUCGGAGAUGAACCAACCAGCUGAGCUCCUUCCGCAAUUCUCCACCAUUGAAUAUGUAGUCCAGAGAGGUCCCCAGAUGCCCUUAAUCUUCCUUUAUGUGGUGGACACGUGCAUGGAGGACGAUGACCUACAGGCCCUGAAAGAGUCCUUGCAGAUGUCCCUGAGUCUGCUUCCCCCCACUGCCCUGGUGGGUCUCAUCACCUUCGGCCGUAUGAUUCAGGUUCACGAGCUCGGGUGCGAGGGCAUCUCCAAGAGCUACGUCUUCAGGGGAACCAAAGACCUGAGUGCUAAACAGUUACAGGAUAUGCUUGGACUGACGAAACCAGCUGGGACGCAGGCAGGGCGUGGGCCACAGGUGCCACAGGCUCCCCCAUCUAACAGGUUUCUGCAGCCAGUUCAGAGGAUUGACAUGAAUCUGACCGACCUCCUGGGAGAACUGCAGCGCGACCCCUGGCCCGUCACUCAGGGCAAGAGGCCCCUUCGAUCUUUAGGGGUUGCGCUGUCCAUCGCUGUGGGCUUACUGGAGUGCACCUUCCCCAACACAGGGGCCCGCAUCAUGACCUUCAUCGGUGGGCCAGCAACCCAGGGUCCCGGUAUGGUGGUGGGGGAUGAGCUGAAGAGUCCAAUCCGCUCUUGGCAUGACAUUGAGAAGGACAAUGCCAAGUUCAUGAAGAAAGCCACUAAACACUACGAAGCCCUCGCAAACCGGGCUUCCGCCAAUGGCCACAUCAUUGACAUCUACGCCUGUGCCCUGGACCAGACUGGCCUGCUGGAGAUGAAGUGCUGUGCCAAUCACACUGGAGGUUACAUGGUGAUGGCAGACUCCUUCAAUACAUCCUUGUUCAAGCAGACCUUCCAGAGGGUCUUCAACAAAGAUGUGCAGGGAUCUUUUAAAAUGGCUUUUGCAGGAACCCUUGAGAUAAAGACCUCCAGAGAGCUGAAAGUGUCUGGAGCCAUCGGUCCAUGUGUGUCUCUAAAUGCCAAAGGACCCUGCGUAUCAGAAAAUGAAAUUGGAACAGGAGGAACGUGCCAGUGGAAGAUUUGUGGAUUGGACCAGAACUCCACUCUGGCCCUUUACUUUGAGGUUGUGAACCAGCACAACGCACCCAUACCGCAGGGUGGUCGAGGGGCUGUCCAGUUUGUGACCCAGUACCAGCAUUCCAGCGGACAGAGACGAAUUCGUGUCACCACCAUCGCCAGGAACUGGGCUGAUGCUCAAACCCAGAUCCAGAGUAUUGCUGCUUCGUUUGACCAGGAGGCCUCUGCUAUACUCAUGGCACGACUGGCUGUGUACCGGGCCGAGACAGAAGAAGGUCCUGAUGUCCUUCGCUGGCUGGACAGGCAGCUCAUCCGUCUGUGCCAGAAAUUUGGAGAUUACCAUAAAGAUGAUCCAAAUUCAUUUCGGUUUUCUGAAACUUUCUCUUUGUACCCACAGUUCAUGUUCCACCUGAGGAGAUCACCCUUUCUGCAAGUGUUCAACAACAGCCCAGAUGAGAGCUCAUACUAUAGACACCACUUUAUGCGCCAGGACCUGACCCAGUCCCUCAUCAUGAUACAGCCUAUACUGUAUGCUUACUCCUUCAACGGCCCCCCAGAACCAGUUUUGCUGGACAGCAGCAGCAUCUUGCCAGAUCGCAUUCUGCUGAUGGAUACAUUCUUCCAGAUCCUCAUCUACCAUGGCGAGACGGUGGCUCAGUGGCGCAAGGCUGGGUACCAGGAAAUGCCAGAGUACGAGAACUUCCGGCAUCUCUUGCAAGCCCCGGUGGAUGACGCUCAGGAGAUCCUACACAGCCGGUUCCCUAUGCCACGCUACAUUGACACAGAGCAUGGGGGUAGUCAAGCACGUUUUCUGUUAUCGAAAGUAAACCCCUCACAGACCCACAACAACAUGUAUGCUUGGGGCCAGGAGUCAGGGGCUCCAAUUUUGACAGAUGAUGUGAGUCUCCAGGUGUUCAUGGACCACCUGAAAAAGCUGGCAGUAUCUAGUGCUGCCUAAGUAACCCAACGGACCUCUUUGUUCUCUAACCUGCAUCCCACAGUGUAGACCUACCCAUGAUCCACCACGACAAGCUAUGAGCUGUAUGUCAGUUUACUGAAUGUCAGAAGAACAGCGUGUUUGGCCUGUUUGUAAACCUGAAUGAAAGGAACAAAUCCACAGCUUCUUUUUCUGUCUUUAGUCCUUUUCAGCACAUUUUUCUCAAUGUAUGCAGAGUAGGUUUUGGGUCCCUUAUUCUACAUGCUAAUGAGAUUAUAAUGACAAACUAAAUACAAGUCAAUUCAGCAAGUUGCAGUGAGGAAGUAGGGCAGGUAAUAUAGGCGAUACCCAGGUCUCCUUUAAUAUUAACACUACAAAAGGUGUUUUUCCAAAUGCUGAGUCAUCACACUUCAGUGAUAUAUAAAGUAUAUAUAUUUUUUGUUUGAACUGGAUGUUUUCCUGCCAUAAGAGAACUGCCAAGCUAAGAGCAGUACAAGGAGUCAUUGCACUUUACAUGGCAAAAACCUCUUCUAAAUUCCUCUGAAUCACAUGCUUAAUCUUUAGACAUUAUGAAAUGUGAACCAUUCUAAUUAUAUGUGCUACCAAAUCUUCAGCUCAUGAUGCCCUUUAUAUAUAGAUUUGAAUACUUCCACUCAAAUAAUUCAGUGUGUCUUGUUUGUUGCACAUUGCAAUACAUGUUUAGAACUUUUAAAGGUACAGCUUCAUAAUGGCUUUGUUUAUCUUGAGAAGUUUCAGUGGAUUAAAGCCUGUGGUUUUCAAAACAGACUUGUAAAGAAUGAAAGCUGCCUUCAUGUACCUAUGAUACUUCUUCUUUUUGUGUAAUGGCAGUAUCAAGCGGCGUUUUGAAUAAAAUGCCUCGCUGACAUGCUGCCGCCUUUGUAGCACUCCAUGGGCUAAAUGAAUGAGUGUUGGCUUUGAUUUCUCCCACGCCCGACUAAACUGAGCUCUAUCAAGGACUGUCCUUGUUCUUUCAUUCUGUUUGCACUUAAAGCGUGCUAUAUGUUGGAUGUGGUUCUAGGCAGUGUUAACGU
Molecule: messenger RNA, 3435 nt
Organism: Scleropages formosus (Asian bonytongue)
Lineage: Eukaryota; Metazoa; Chordata; Actinopteri; Osteoglossiformes; Osteoglossidae
Gene: sec23a
Product: Sec23 homolog A, coat complex II component
Exons: 20
Coding region: 107-2404 (765 amino acids)
Biological process (GO): intracellular protein transport; COPII-coated vesicle budding; endoplasmic reticulum to Golgi vesicle-mediated transport
Cellular component (GO): endoplasmic reticulum exit site; COPII vesicle coat
Molecular function (GO): GTPase activator activity; zinc ion binding
Source: RefSeq, a predicted model, not a curated record